AUGGACCAGUUUUAUCUAGACAAUGCCAAACUAUACCAACAGCUCGUGGGAGCGCUUGAUCAACCAGCUCGACCGGAGUUAAACAAAUCGGAUAUUGUGACUGCGGCACGCAUCCGACCGAUGCUGGAAGAGGACCAUGCGGCAGGGUUUCCUUGCGCUAUCUAUCCAACAACCACGCAUACGCCCGGGGAACUACAGACCGUCUACCUCCACGAUCUGCAUAAUCAUCCGCGCGGACGACCAGUGCUGAAGUCUUCCAAGCACGAGGUAGACCGGGUGUACGGUGAAACCGCAACCACCGAAACCAUCUACGCGGAUCUCGUCGUCGAGCUCGUCGCCUUUGCGCGUCAAGGCGGCAUCGGCACCCUGUUCGCCUACGGACAAACCGGCUCCGGCAAGACAUACACAAUCAGCCAGCUCCAACGACUCGUCGCCGUGUCUCUGACGGAAGAGGUAGUCCUCGCCGAACAAGACAUCCACGUCACCAUUGUCGACCUUGCGGGCAAUUCGGCGUUCGACUUGCUCGACUCCCGCAAGCCGAUUUCCGUGUGGCAGGAUUCGGCGGGCGAUAUGCAACUGGCCGGCGCGAAAGAAUGUCAAGUCGGCUCGGCGGUGGAAAUGCUGAGUUUGAUCGAUCAAGCUGCGACUUACCGCCGGACCGCGUCGACUUUAAGAAAUGACGCUUCGUCGCGCUCGCACAGUAUCUGUCGAGUCCGCAUCUGCAAUAAACAUACUACCCCGGACGCUCCCGGUGGCAUUCUCUUCCUAGUCGAUUUGGCGGGAUCGGAAGCGGCCAGAGACGUCACAUCACACGGAGCAGAUCGCAGGCGCGAAACGAAAGAAAUCAACAUUAGUCUGUCCGUGCUCAAAGACUGCAUUCGAGGCAAAGCGCAGUACACGCUACUGAAGUCACGCGGAUCCGAAAGAGAGCUGAGACAGUUGCACAUCCCCAGUCGUCAUAGCACAUUGACAAAGGUGUUGAAGCACGUUUUUGAUCCGUGGGCCAGCCGGCCGUGCAAGACGGCUGUGAUUGCAUGCCUCAAUCCCAGCCUUGCUGAUGUGGUUUCGAGUAAUAAUACGCUGAAGUACGCGAAGAUGUUAAGGGCACCGGCGUGA
Messenger RNA from Neohortaea acidophila, 1116 nucleotides. Its product is annotated as P-loop containing nucleoside triphosphate hydrolase protein. NCBI's taxonomy places the organism in Eukaryota, Fungi, Ascomycota, Dothideomycetes, Mycosphaerellales, Teratosphaeriaceae. The transcript has 3 exons. Gene Ontology annotation, biological process: microtubule-based movement. Gene Ontology annotation, cellular component: centrosome; microtubule; spindle. The record is from RefSeq and is a predicted model, not a curated record. Gene Ontology annotation, molecular function: microtubule motor activity; microtubule binding; ATP hydrolysis activity. Bases 1 to 1116 code for a protein of 371 amino acids.